Molecule: messenger RNA, 1791 nt
Organism: Cornus florida
Lineage: Eukaryota; Viridiplantae; Streptophyta; Magnoliopsida; Cornales; Cornaceae
Product: GABA transporter 1-like
Exons: 7
Coding region: 238-1578 (446 amino acids)
Cellular component (GO): plasma membrane
Source: RefSeq, a predicted model, not a curated record
UGUUUUGUCCUGGGAAACUGACUUCAUCAUUUCAGCCGCUUUUCCCCAGCCAGAAUAUACAUACAUAUAUAUAUGUGCGACUUUCAAAGUUUGAAAGCAAACCAUUGAAUCUUUAUCGCAACAAAAGUCAAAUACAUAUAAAUCAAUGGCCGAUUUUAUAUACUUCUUGGUACUGUUUCUCACUCUGCCAAUCGAACUAGUAUCAGUAGUGCUGAAUAAGAAGAACCCAGAUGUGAGAUGGCUUCAAACCACUCUCUCGAUACAGAAUCAACAGUAGAUGUAAAUUCUACGGUUAAUGAUGAAGAAAAAGAAGCAGCAGUAGCUAAAGGCACAUGGAAGCACGCCGCUUUCCAUGUCGCCACCACCAUCGCCACCCCCGCCGCUUAUGCUCCUCUCCCUUUCGCCGUCGCUUCUCUCGGCUGGUAUCUCGGCGUGACUAGUUUGGUGGCUGGAACACUUGCCACAUGGUAUUCCAGUCUAUUGAUUGCAUCGUUAUGGAGAUGGAACGGGAAGAAACAGACUACAUAUCGACAUCUUGCCGGGAGUAUAUAUGGAUCCUGGGGUUUCUGGUCUAUUGCAUUUUUUCAGCAGGUGGCUUCCUUGGGUAAUAACAUUGCCAUUCAGAUUGCUGCUGGAAGCAGCCUUAAGGCAGUAUACAAAUACUAUCAUAAGGAUGGUUCCUUAACUUUGCAGCAUUUCAUUAUUAUUUUUGGGGCUUUUGAGCUUUUUCUCUCUCAGCUCCCAAACAUUCAUUCCUUGAGAUGGGUAAAUGCACUAUGCACUCUCAGCACUAUCGGUUUUGCCGGCACAACCAUUGGUGUUACAAUAUAUAAUGGGAAAAAGAUUGAUAGAAAAUCAGUUAGCUAUAGUUUGCAAGGAAGCUCCUCGUCUAAGAUGUUCAAAGCCUUCAGUGCCCUUGGCACAAUCGCCUUUUCAUUUGGAGAUGCAAUGCUUCCUGAAAUACAAAGUACUGUGAAGGAACCUGCAAAGAAGAACAUGUAUAAAGGUGUAUCAGUGGCAUACAGCAUAAUUGUUUCGACUUACUGGCAGUUGGCCUUUUUUGGUUUCUGGGCAUUUGGUACAGACGUUCAGCCUUAUAUUGUGGCUUCUCUUACUACUCCAGCUUGGACAACUGUUAUGGCUAAUCUAUUUGCUGUGAUUCAGAUAUCAGGAUGCUAUCAGAUAUAUUGCAGACCAACUUAUGCCUAUUUCGAGGAAAGAAUGCCAUCAGACAAAACUAAUAGCCAAUUCCUUCUCCAGACACGCCUCAUCCGCCUCAUGUUUACCUCGAUUUACAUUGUCCUUAUAACACUUGUUGCCGCGGCCAUGCCAUUCUUUGGUGAUUUCGUUGCGAUCUGUGGAGCUAUAGGAUUUACUCCACUAGACUUUGUCUUCCCGGUUUUAGCGCAAAUAAAAGCUGGUAGAACUCCCAGAAACAAAAUAAUGCGAUAUUCACUGCUGUCCCUCAACAUCACAAUCGCUGCCUGGUUCUCAGUUGUUGCAGUGUUGGGUUGCAUUGGUGCAGUCAAGUUUAUUGUGGAUGAUGUUGAAACUUACAAGUUCUUUCAUGAUAUGUAAUAAUGUUUGGGAGGGUUUAAUAUUAGAUGUGUUGGACAACAUCAUUAUAGGAGCUAUUUUAGCCCUCCAUAGAAUAUGAUAGUAGUGUUUUGGGGAUUGAUUUUAGGGAUUUUUUUUUAUAUUUAUCAUGUGUUUGUAUUCUUUCACCUCUAUUGAGGUGAUCAUUGUAAACGAAGUUAAGAGAGAAUAUAAUGAAAAAUAGGUAGCUCUUUA